GUCGGGGAAUAGCCGAUGGGGGGAGGCGCUUCAGCGAGUAUAAAUAGUCAGCAUGUCAUCCAACAGUCACUGUCAGGCACAACAGCAACCAUGAAGCUCUUAGUCCUCUGUGCUCUGGUGUCGGCGGCCGCCGCUUGGCCCAACUUCAGCAUGGCGGCCGACUCUUCUGGAGGAGCUUCUGACACCCAGAAGCAGCACGAUGUCAACAGCAUCCUCUGGAAGGUCUACGAAGAAAUCCGCGAUCCCCAUCUGAAGCAGCAUUCGCAGACCUUCGAUCCUCUGUCCGGCCACUAUGACGACGAUGGUGUUUCCGCCAAGCGGCUCAUGAAGGAACUCAACGACCAGCGCCUGCUGGAGCAGAACCACUGGUUCUCGCUCUUCAACACCCGCCAGCGGCAGGAGGCUCUCAUGCUCUACGACGUGCUCGAACACUCCACAGACUGGGAAACCUUCGCUGGCAACGCUGCCUUCUUCCGUGCUCGCAUGAACGAGGGCGAGUUUGUCUACGCCAUUUACGCUGCCGUCAUACACUCUCCUCUGACACAACACGUGGUGCUGCCGCCUCUCUAUGAGGUUACUCCUCACCUCUUCACCAACAGCGAGGUCAUUCAAGAAGCAUACAAGGCCAAGAUGACACAGACUGCCGCAAAGAUCAGGUCCCACUUCACCGGAAGUAAGAGCAACCCAGAGCAGCGCGUGGCCUACUUCGGCGAGGACAUCGGCAUGAACACUCACCACGUCACCUGGCAUUUGGAAUUCCCCUUCUGGUGGGACGACUCCCACGAAAGCCACCACAUUAGUCGCAAGGGUGAGAGCUUCUUCUGGGUCCAUCAUCAGCUUACUGUUCGCUUCGACGCUGAGCGUCUCUCGAACUACUUGGACCCCGUCGAUGAACUCCACUGGGACGACAUGAUCCACGAGGGCUUCGCUCCCCACACUAUGUACAAGUACGGCGGUUACUUCCCCUCACGACCAGACAAUGUCCACUUCGAGGACGUGGACGGUGUGGCCCGCGUGCGCGACAUGUUGAUCCUGGAGAGCCGCAUCAGGGAUGCCAUCGCUCACGGCUAUUUCACCGGUAGGGAUGGGUCUGUCAUCAGCAUCAGAGACGCUCAUGGCAUCGACAUCCUUGGUGACGUGAUUGAGUCCUCCACUUACAGCCCCAACCCUGAGUACUACGGCUCCCUGCACAACACUGCUCAUAUCAUGCUUGGCCGUCAGGGCGACCCUCACGGCAAGUUUGCCCUCCCUCCCGGUGUCCUGGAGCACUUUGAGACCGCCACGCGCGAUCCUGCUUUCUUCCGCCUCCACAAGUACAUGGAUAACAUCUUCAGGGAGCACAAGGACAGUCUUACCCCCUACACCAAGGAGGAACUCGAGUUCCCUGGAAUCUCUGUCGAUAGUAUCACCAUAAGCAAUCGCCUUGAGACCCACUUCGAAGACUUCGAAUACAGCCUCAUCAAUGCCGUUGACGACACUACUGAGAUUGAAGACGUGCCCAUCAAGGCAAUUGUUUCUCGCCUUACGCAUAAUGAUUUCAAAGUAGACGUUGGCAUCACUAACAACAACGACCAUGAGGUAAUGGCAACUGUUCGUGUCUUCGCUUGGCCAAAGUACGACAACAACCAUGUUGAGUUCCCAUUCAACGAGGGACGCUGGAAUGCCAUUGAACUUGCCAAAUUCUGGACUAAGUUGGGCCGCGGAUCCAACACAAUCACACGCGACAGUACGCAUACAGGGGUGACAGUUCCUGAUGUGCCCAGCUUCCAGACUCUGAUAGACAUGACUGAUGAAGCACUUGGCUCAGGCUCAGCACUCCACCUCGAAGAUUAUGAAAGCGGCCUUGGACUGCCCAACAGGUUCCUCCUCCCUAAAGGCAAGACUGAGGGCAUGGAUUUCCAUGUAGUGGUCUUCGUCUCUGACGGCGCCAAGGACGCAGCUGUCGAUGGCCUGCAUGAGAGCACUACCUUCAACCAUUAUGGCUGCCACGAUGGCACAUACCCCGACAAUCAGCCACAUGGUUACCCGCUAGACCGCCGCGUCGAUGACGAGCGCAUCAUCACUGGCGUCUCAAACUUCAAAGCUGUGGACGUCAAGGUGUACCAUGUCGAAGAAAACUAAUGUGGCAACUAUCCCCGAUGAAAAUGAUACCAAGAAGCUUCAAAUAAUUCAUCUCAGCUCAUUGUAAUAUCUAUCUAUCUAUCUAUCUAUCUAUCUAUCUAUCUAUCUAUCUAUCUAUAUAUAUAUAUAUAUAUAUAUAUAUAUAUAUAUAUAUAUAUAUAUAUAUAUAUAUAUAUAUAUAUAUAUAUAUAUAUACACACAAAAAAAAUUAAAACAUUAUGUUAUCAGAACUCUAUCAGAUAUGAAAAUAUUUCAUGUAUAUCAAUAAAUGAGGAGCUAAGUUGAA
Molecule: messenger RNA, 2407 nt
Organism: Portunus trituberculatus (swimming crab)
Lineage: Eukaryota; Metazoa; Arthropoda; Malacostraca; Decapoda; Portunidae
Product: hemocyanin subunit 2-like
Exons: 3
Coding region: 16-2121 (701 amino acids)
Molecular function (GO): oxidoreductase activity
Source: RefSeq, a predicted model, not a curated record